Spinacia oleracea (spinach) is the source of this 573-nucleotide messenger RNA. RefSeq lists its product as uncharacterized. The record is from RefSeq and is a predicted model, not a curated record. The transcript has a single exon. The coding region runs from base 1 to 573 and encodes 190 amino acids. NCBI's taxonomy places the organism in Eukaryota, Viridiplantae, Streptophyta, Magnoliopsida, Caryophyllales, Amaranthaceae.
AUGAAGUCGCCAGUGGAGACUCGGGAUAAUUCCCUUUACUGUAAGUUCCAUUGUGAUGUGGGGCAUGAAACAAAAGAUUGCAAAAGUCUGCGUAGAGCUUUUGAUGGGUUAGCCGCCAAAGGAUUCCUCAAAUCAUAUCUCAGCGCGAACACAGGGGGAAGUGGCAAAAAAUUCUACAAGAAAAGUAAGUCACCGUCAUAUCGACGUGAUGACAAUGACACUGAUCCAGAAAUUGUAGCCGUCAUCUCAGGGGGCCUUGCCGCAGGGGGUCCAACAAUGAGAGGGCAAAAGGACUAUGCAAGCCGGUUGGGGCAAGUAGUGUUGUCAGGAAAAGCUCCAAUGGACCACUUCCCUAAAGUGGAGAUUUGUGAAUCUAAUAGGGGCAAGAUAGCCACUCCUCAUGACGAUCCCUUGGUUAUUGAACUGAAGGUAGCAAACCUCAAAGUAAGGCGCAUUUUAGUAGAUACGGGGAGUUCGUCAGAUAUUAUCAGCAAAGCUUGUCUGAAUCGUCUUGAGCAUGAUCCUAAGACGAUUGAAUACAUUAUCCGAUCAUUGGAUUCGGCGGCGGCAUAA